ACGACCCCCGCCAACAGAGGAAAAGGAGUACAGCAAAACAACACAAUCAAUAAAACCGGGAUACAGCAACCAAAUGAAACCAACAACAAGCUGGGAGCCCUCACUUCCAACUACAACCACCUGAACCAGAAUCCAGAUUUUACCGAUUUUGGUCAAGAUCAUUUUUGCCCGACACAGUCUAUCUUUGACCUUCAGCACGACUGGAAAAUACAUCAGCUAGCUGAGUUUGGAUGCACUGAGUCGCCCCUACCUCAAGGAAAAUUCAGUCACCUGCCGCUGAGGCAGCCUUUCACCGCUCAAGUCUCCACCAAACCCGAGUGUAGCACAGACUCCAGCCCCGGACGAAUCAGCGGCUCGCCAGUGUCGCCAGUGGGGGAGGUUGAAGCCGAUGUGGAGACUGCCGCGUCGCCAUCGCCCACUUCCGUAAAUCCAAACAAGGUUAAGAUCCAAAUGGACUCCCUCAUCACCCAUCAUAUAAAUAACGGCAAUGGCAGUGGCACCGGCAAUAUGUUGGCCGGAAGUCUAGGGGGCGGUUUUCCAAACCUCCAGAACCAAGAGAUGCAGAACCCGAGUGGCGGCUCAGCUUCACCUCCACUCCAUGGAUUCGGAACCCCGUGGUCGGUUCAGACCAGCUCCCCACCACCCGUCUCCAACUCGGCCAACCCUAUCCACCACGCAAAUGCGAUUAAUCAGAUGGCUCAUACCGACCCAGACAACAGUUUUUAUCCCGGUAUCCCCUCCUCCAUCAACCCAGCCUUCUUCCAGAGUUUUUCUCCGGUGUCGGCUAAUCCGUGCCCCGGGAUUAACGUGCAGGGCUUCACCAGUCCGUUCUCGCACCAGAUCAACGCCCCUCAGCAGACGCAGCAGAGCCGCCGGUCCCCAGUCAGCCCCCAGAUGCACCCCCAGCACCAGCAAGGCGUCUUCCUGCAGCAGAGGAACAACUACAACCAUCACCACCAGCCGAUGGUGAAGCAAUCUCCCUGGGGGGGCAGUCACCAGGGGAGUGGUUGGAGCUCUGGUGGUAUGUCCUGGGGUCGGGACCACCGUCGUGGUGGAGGCAUGGGCAUCCCGGGCUCUGUCAGCCAGGUUUCCCCCAUGAAAAAACCCUUCUCCAGUAACGUCAUCGCACCGCCCAAGUUCCCCCGUUCCGCCGGCCCCAUGGGCCCCAAGGCCUGGAUUGAGGAGAACAUGUUCCGAACAGACAGUAACAGUAACACGCUUAUGCCUCUCCAGGAUCGAUCUAGAAUGUACGACAGUCUAAACAUGCACUCACUGGAAAGCUCUCUGAUUGACAUCAUGCGGGCGGAGCAGGAUCCAAUGAAGGGCCGUGUGGGAUGCCCUCACCCCGGAGCCGACGGCCUGCUCAUGCUCAAUGCAAGGAGCUAUGGGAGACGUCGAGGCCGCUCGUCCCUAUUCCCCAUUGAAGACAGCCUCCUUGAUGACGGGCACGGUAACCAGGGCGUCCCAGGGCUUGACACUAACUGUUACCCCCACCCAAACGGGGAGCGCAUUGAGCGUUUCUCCCGCAAAGUGUUUGUGGGCGGCCUUCCCCCUGACAUAGAUGAAGAUGAGAUCACCAACAGUUUCCGUCGCUUUGGCCACCUGGUGGUGGACUGGCCACACAAGGCUGAGAGCAAAUCCUACUUCCCCCCGAAAGGUUACGCCUUCCUGCUGUUCCAGGAGGAGAGCUCAGUGCAGGCUCUGAUCGAGGCCUGCAUGGAGGAGGACGGCAAGCUCUACCUCUGUGUCUCCAGCCCCACCAUCAAAGACAAGCCUGUCCAGAUUCGUCCAUGGAACCUGAGUGACAGUGACUUUGUGAUGGACGGCUCUCAGGCUCUGGAUCCUCGAAAGACCAUCUUCGUAGGAGGCGUUCCCCGCCCUCUCAGAGCAGUGGAGUUGGCCAUGAUUAUGGACCGUCUCUAUGGGGGGGUCUGCUACGCUGGCAUCGACACCGAUCCAGAGCUCAAGUACCCAAAAGGGGCGGGGCGCGUGGCCUUCUCCAAUCAGCAGAGUUACAUCGCUGCUAUCAGCGCCAGAUUCGUCCAGCUGCAACAUGGAGACAUUGACAAGCGGGUGGAGGUGAAGCCCUAUGUUCUGGAUGACCAGCUUUGUGAUGAGUGCCAGGGGGCACGUUGUGGGGGGAAGUUUGCCCCUUUCUUCUGCGCCAACGUGACCUGCCUGCAGUACUACUGUGAGUUCUGCUGGGCUAACAUCCACUCCCGCGCCGGCCGAGAGUUCCACAAGCCGCUGGUCAAAGAGGGUGCUGACCGCCCAAGGCAGAUUCACUUCCGCUGGAACUGA
This is a messenger RNA of Salvelinus namaycush (lake trout), 2301 nucleotides long. Its product is annotated as cytoplasmic polyadenylation element-binding protein 2-like. The coding region runs from base 451 to 2301 and encodes 616 amino acids. The record is from RefSeq and is a predicted model, not a curated record. Gene Ontology annotation, cellular component: synapse; nucleus; cytoplasm. Gene Ontology annotation, biological process: negative regulation of cytoplasmic translation. Lineage: Eukaryota; Metazoa; Chordata; Actinopteri; Salmoniformes; Salmonidae. Gene Ontology annotation, molecular function: ribosome binding; translation factor activity, RNA binding; mRNA 3'-UTR binding. The transcript has 11 exons.